AUGAAGGCGGCGCUCCAUGUCACUGACUCCCCGACGAAUUACCAGUUGACGACGGCCAGCUCCAUCCUCUGGGAUCCUCGCUACACCAAUCGCAAUCCUCCCCACCAGAGACUCCAUCCCACGCACGUCGGCACUCUCUCGCUCGACAACCGCUCCGACUCGACCAUCAGCGUGCGCAGUUUAGGCGGCGGCCAGCGCAUACCCCCUAUGGACAAGCGUCGCCCCAGCUCCUUCCAGCAGCUCGAGAAGCUCGGCGAGGGCACCUAUGCCACCGGCCGCAACCGCCAGACGGGCGAGUUUGUCGCUCUUAAGGAGAUCCACCUCGAUUCUGAANUAGGGCCCCCUAGCACCGCCAUCCGUGAAAUUUCACUUAUGAAGGAACUCAAGCACGAGAACAUAGUCCGUCUACACGAUGUCAUUCACACCGAGAACAAGCUCAUGCUGGUCUUUGAAUUCAUGGACAAGGACUUGAAGAAAUACAUGGACUCUAGGGGUGAGCGCGGCAUGCUCGAUCCUGUCACCAUCAAGUCCUUCAUGCACCAGCUGCUCCGCGGUAUCGCCUUCUGCCACGACAACCGACUCAAGCUCGCCGACUUUGGUCUUGCUCGCGCCUUUGGUAUCCCCGUCAACACUUUUAGCAACGAGGUCGUCACACUAUGGUACCGUGCCCCUGACGUCUUGCUGGGCUCGCGCACCUAUAACACCUCGAUCGAUAUCUGGUCUGCUGGCUGCAUCAUGGCUGAAAUGUACACCGGUCGUCCUCUGUUCCCUGGAACUACCAACGAGGACCAGCUGCAAAAGAUCUUCCGUCUUAUGGGCACCCCUUCCGAGCGUUCAUGGCUCGGUAUCUCUCAAUUCCCUGAGUACAAGUCCAACUUUCCCGUCUAUGCAACUCAGGACCUGCGCAAUAUCCUACCUCAGGUCGACCCUGUCGGCCUCCAGUUGUUGAGUGCCAUGCUGCAACUUCGUCCAGAGCUUCGCAUUUCUGCCACACAAGCUCUUCAGCAUCCUUGGUUCGCUGAUUUACAACAACUAAGACAGCAACAAGCCCACAUGCAUCAACAGCACAUGCCUGGCGUGCCGAAUACCCAACGCGCUUAUUGA
Messenger RNA from Aureobasidium vineae, 1104 nucleotides. The record is from the annotation of a GenBank genome assembly. NCBI's taxonomy places the organism in Eukaryota, Fungi, Ascomycota, Dothideomycetes, Dothideales, Saccotheciaceae.